Molecule: messenger RNA, 407 nt
Organism: Saprolegnia parasitica CBS 223.65
Lineage: Eukaryota; Oomycota; Saprolegniomycetes; Saprolegniales; Saprolegniaceae
Exons: 3
Coding region: 57-386 (109 amino acids)
Biological process (GO): protein complex oligomerization; [2Fe-2S] cluster assembly
Cellular component (GO): mitochondrion
Molecular function (GO): ATPase activator activity; protein-folding chaperone binding
Source: RefSeq, a predicted model, not a curated record
AGACGGAGAAGGAGCUCUCGGUCGUCAACUCGGCCGUGAUCAACACGGCGUACAACAUGCUCAAAGCGCCGACGACCCGCGCCAACUACCUGCUGCAUCUCCAUGGCAUUGACGCCCUCGGCGACAACACGACGCUCAUGGACCCAGCGAUCCUGAUGCACAUUAUGGAAGCCCGCGAGCAAGUCGACGAGUGCACGUCCCUCGACGAGCUGGAACCGCUCAAGAAAGCCAAUGCGACUGACAUUGAGGCGUGCGUCGUGCAGAUCACUUCGGCUUUUGACGGAUCGCAUGACCUCGAGACCUCCAAGCGCCUCACGGUGCAGCUGCAGUACCUCAUGAAGCUCGCGGAAGCGAUCUUGGACAAGGAAGAGGCACUCGAAGGUUAAUUCGACAUAAGCGUUUCCGAU